Messenger RNA from Spodoptera exigua (beet armyworm), 2181 nucleotides. The record is from the annotation of a GenBank genome assembly. NCBI's taxonomy places the organism in Eukaryota, Metazoa, Arthropoda, Insecta, Lepidoptera, Noctuidae.
CUAAGUACAAUAAUGUAUCCGAAACUAAAACUCAGAGCGACCGAUCAAUGAAAGUCAAUAAUGUCAAAACAAAUUAAAUCAACAAACUGACGUGUACUUUGCAUAGUAUUUUUACUAAUGAAUUAGUACUUUAAUUUAUAAAUUUGACUACAUUCAAAAUGUCUGAGUCAGAAAGACUUGUGCAGAAUGAACCUGGACCAUCUGAAGGCACAGAAAGGGGAGAAGGCGAUGCGCCACCAGCUGCAUCUGUAUCUGAACGGGAAGCAUACUUUCAAGCCCUUCGAUUAUGGAUUCAGCAGGCACAAAUGUAUCAGAACUUGUCCACUUGUUUUCCUUACUAUAUGAUGACAUUUCAAGGGUUACAAAAUAAUGCUACGAAUGUUCCCCUGUUGAAUAACAACUAUCAGUUUCAAAUGCCAUUUCAAGUUCCUAAUGCGCCUCGGAACGCUCCAGAAACACAGCCGCAGCCCGAGGCACUAACUCCUGCUGAAGUGAUAGCCCGUCAUGGUGGAUAUGAGUAUGUUAUACCUCCUCUUCACAAGCGUCUUGUUGCUGAAUUUAUUGACUUCAUGCUACUGUUUAUUGUAAAACUAAUAGUAACAUUCAUGGCAGUGGAUAUGUUUGAGUUGAUUGACCUUGACAAGUUUGAUUUCUAUAAGUUCAGUGAACACUAUGACGACUAUAAGUAUGCAAUGGAGUUGACUUCUGAAAUACUGUUUCUAGAAGUCAUUUACAGGAUAUUGGUGUGCAUAUUUGAGGCUUUUUGCUUAUCCAGUAGUGUUGGACGAACAGGCGGCGCGACACCCGGGAAGGCGUUACUUGGCAUCCGUGUAGUUACGGCGUCAGCCGUCGUUCCUGUAGAGGGGCGACCAAGGGAGACUGUUCUUCUGUAUCCCGGCAGAACACUCUCUUUCACAGUGGCACUUAUCCGGUCACUAAUGAAAAACUUCCUCAUUUCUUUACUAUUUCCUCUCUGUGUAGUACUCUUUGUAUUCCGUCACAACCGCACCGGAUACGAUUUACUCUGUGGCGUUAUUGUCGUUGAAGAAAACAUGUACCCGCCAAGACGCCAUGCUCCGUGAGUUGGUACAAAAAUUACAUUGAAAAGGACAAAGUGUCGAUUUGUGUAGAAUGGUGAUAGCUGAAUUCCUAAUUUGCCUGUAAGUUUCCUCGAUCAGUCGUGAUAAAUGUUUUUGCGUAUAUCCACCAGAAAUGUCUAUGGUUAAAGGUUCUGACAAAGUUAUUUAUAUAGACCACUAAAAGAUCAAAAUCUUUAAUUGUGCUUUCAUCAUGUACCUAUAUUUUAUACCGAAUUAACUAUUUUUUAUUAGCUACCACGUUAAUAACAUGUGACCAUAGGUAGCACUUAUAAUCGUAAAAAAGAUAACUGUAAUAUUGUAUUACUUGCCGAAAUUAAAUCCCUAUGAUAAAAAAAUCACCAAAGAAUCGGAACUAUUAGUAUUUAAGCAUGUAUUUAUAUCUCUUACAGAAUUAUUCAGAUGUAUUCUACUACAUAAAGUUGUUUGUUAGUGUACACAUCUAGAGAGUAUUUAUUUUCCUUGAUACAGUUCAUAAAAAAGAUUUUUCUUUCUAUUUUAAUAUUUUCGUUGAAAAUACAGCCUUUCUUCUGAUAGUAUUUUUUAACACUAUUUUUGAAAUAUUUUAUUUUUAUUAAUGCAAAGUUAAUUCUAUUGAGUUUAGAUAUUAGGUAUGCUUGUAAUGCACAGUUGACAUGCUGUGUGUGUAAUAUUUUAAGUAUUUAAAUAUGGCGAAAUUUUAUUUUUUGGUUCUUGUUCAAGGGUUACUCAUAAUAAAAUGAAUUAAUGGUUAAUUUUUGGUGUUCUAUAAGUAGUAGAAACACUAUGUGUACAACUUUAAAUUUAGAAAUAUUUAAAAUUCAAAGUGUUUUUUUUUUUAUUAUUUAUUCCUCUUUUCUAAUUUUUCUACGGCAGAUCCAGGCUAAUAUUAUUUUAUAUAACCACAUGUUCUUAGAAAUACAACAAAACUUAUAGUAGUACAGUGUUCCAAGUCUCUUUGCAGAUCGUUUUAUUUCCAAUUAGUAUUAGUGUAAGUACUGAGUACCUAAUACUGGUUUAAAUACUGAGUUAUAAAAUUGUGAUAUUUAUUUUUGUCCAUUGUAUUAUAUUGUAAAUAUUAAAAUAACAUGUAAAAUUCUAAAAA